Messenger RNA from Anisakis simplex (herring worm), 573 nucleotides. NCBI's taxonomy places the organism in Eukaryota, Metazoa, Nematoda, Chromadorea, Rhabditida, Anisakidae. The record is from the annotation of a GenBank genome assembly.
GGCGAUUUCGAUGAAGCGUUCGUUUUGAGGCGAUAUGAUGAUCGUUUUUCGCUGAUUCUGAACGAUAAUUUCACAUCUGAAUGGUUCUCCUCAUCUGUUCAUGAAUUAUAUCUCUAUAUAACGGUUGUGUGCAAUCAACACAGCUAUCCUCUGAUUACCAUUCGCGUAACUCAAAAAAAUUCACAUGCACCACAGUUUUACGGCCAGCAACCAUAUUCAAUCGUUGUCGACGAGACUGCAGCAAUUGGAAGCAAAAUCAACACUUCUGUAUUAGCCGUCGAUUGGGAUUCGACAACGAAAUAUUCAAUUGUUUACGAUAUUGUGAACGGCAACGAGGAUGGUUACUUCGAGUUGGAUCGACUGAAAGCCACAAUCGAUGACCUCAAUAAUUUAUCGAUAAAAUUCGAUGAACCAAAUUUGAAUCCUGAUGAAACGCCAUACUUUGCUGCAUUAAUCGUAAAGAAAAGGCUCGACACUGGCAGUACUCCUCAACGUUUCAAUUUUAACAUUUCUGCAACGGUAAUCUUGUUGAAGAGAUGUCUCAAAAUGAAAUUUUAUUUAAAGUUGUUUUAA